UCAGACUUGGUUGGUUUUCAGAAAGUACUAGCUUCUAUACUGUCCCAGUUCUGACCCAUGGGUAUGUGUUUUGUGCGAAAGCCAACACACCGAAGAUACUAAGACUGUGGUUGUGAAUGGAUAAAGGAAGGGAAUGAGCAGAAAGACGAUAUGGCUAGGAAAAGACAAGAACAGAAUUGAGAAAUUAGGAUAAGGAAAGGAGGUUGACGACAAUUUUACUGUUUAUUAAUAUACUAUUUCUAUUUCCAGUGGCCGUCAUUAUGUCUGGACGUAGAUCUAGAUACAGACUUCCCAGAAGAACGCUGGAUAUUCCGACACUCACAGCAGGACAGAAAGUAUGAAGGCGGAAUGCAAUGCGCCAAUAUACGUCCGUCAGCGAGAGAUAUUGUCAGGCGUUUUUAUGCGAUCCUACCUUACUUCGACAAGGACCACACAAACACCGCAUUUCUCCACAAGUUCCGAGGUACGAUCUACAGUAUGUCCGACAGUGAAGACAUGCUGGAUCGUGAGGCUGGCUUCUAUGCUGCCGUGCUCACUCCGCUGGUCUUCUUGCAGCAGUAUCGGGAUACCUGGUGCCUUUUGGAGCGGUUCCACAGGGCCAUACGAUUGUAUCAGAUUUCUCACCCGACUGAAAAGAGGUCUGCCUUGAAAUUGCUGCAGAAUUUAAGAGCUGUUAAUCAAAAGAUCCGAGGGUUCAUAUUCGAUCUACCAGGCCCAGAGCAAGCGGCUCGGACCACGUCAGCGCCCGACAGCGAGGAAGAUGACACAUUACAUGACAAGAAAGACAUUAGGUAUCUCAAAGAACUUAUUAAAAAUCUUGGCUGAUA
Molecule: messenger RNA, 827 nt
Organism: Helicoverpa zea (corn earworm)
Lineage: Eukaryota; Metazoa; Arthropoda; Insecta; Lepidoptera; Noctuidae
Exons: 4
Coding region: 349-825 (158 amino acids)
Source: RefSeq, a predicted model, not a curated record